This is a messenger RNA of Raphanus sativus (radish), 1382 nucleotides long. RefSeq lists its product as uncharacterized. The record is from RefSeq and is a predicted model, not a curated record. NCBI's taxonomy places the organism in Eukaryota, Viridiplantae, Streptophyta, Magnoliopsida, Brassicales, Brassicaceae. The transcript is spliced from 5 exons. The coding region runs from base 24 to 1382 and encodes 452 amino acids.
ACAAGAAGACAGGCUUUGUCUUAAUGGAAAUGGGUAAAGAAUGGUCCAGUGGAGGCAGAUCCAGGAGCAAAUCCAGUGAAGCUAAUGGCUGCAUCCCUGCUCUUUACCACUUUUUUCAUUCUCACCAUUUCUACUUUACUUCACGUCACCAUCACCGCCAGCCAAGUUUUGAUUCUCUCUCAAGAUAUCCAAAAGGCUUGGUUGCGCCACGAAACAGCUUGGAGUUAACAAAGGAGUCUUCUCUAUCAACAAAAUACAAGGAAAAAGAUAACUUCAACAUCUCUGUGGGCGGGAAAAGUUCAAACCUGAGAGCUCUUCUUUUUGAUACAUCCUCUGAUAACUGCAACUCACCUAGCGCCAAGUCACCAAACCUGGUGGCUAGACUCAUGGGUCUUGAUCUUCUUCCUGAUAACUUAGACCUUAAUAGACCAUCAAUAAAAGGUGUAAGAGGACAUAGACUCACUGAGAACUGCUCAGGGACAAGAUCUUUGCCUGAGAGCCCCAGGGUCUCUUCUGCUCGUAAAUCUGAUUCAGAAGUUCGUCGCCUCUCUCUUCAGCUAAACAGAGAGAAUAAGCAUGAAGACUCUGCGUGUUGGAGGCUCAAAGAUGAGGAAUCUCAAGAUCCAGGAAAUAAUGAAAGGGUCAUCACUAGAAGACUUGGCAUGGAUAUAACAAACUUGCUUGAGAACAGAAGGGCAAGACCAGGACUGGACCAGAAUAAGCAUAGGAAAGUGAGAAGCAUGUCUUCACGGAAAGAGAACAACACACUAAGCUCCAGUCCCACAUUUGUGUUCAAACAAGAUAAUAAGAUCUCUCAAGAACCAACAAGAAAGCUGACCCAUUCAAAAGAUUCCACGAAGAAACUCAAAAGCGUAGAUGAACAUCCACUAAGACCUACCAACGUAUGCAAGAAAAAUGUGUGUGGUAAAUCAAAGUUAUCUCCUCAUUCAACACCCAAUCUCCAACACAAGCAGAGACAAGCUUUCAUCUCUACACCAAGAUGUGAUCCUUUACACAAGAAAGAAUGCAAAAAAAUCCCAAACUCAUCAGCUGUCUCUGCCUCAGAACGUCCCCGGAAACAGAUGGAGAGAGCAGAAGGACCGGAACAGGACGAAGAUGGGACGAUAUGCUCCGGUCAGAUGUAUAACUACGAGGAGAACAAGCUUCCUCAAGAACUUCUAAGCUCCAGUUCUUCCCGUUCAACCACCAUUUCUGCCACCUUCUCCAACGUAGGAAGAACCAAAAUCUAUUUUGAAUAUCUUCUGGGGAUGAAAAAGCUUGAAAAAGAAGAGGAAAUGGUGGUCGCUGAGAUUGAGCGGCAUAUUGUAGACGUACUCGUGCUGGAAACGGUUAAGAGCCUUGCGCUCUACCAACUGAGCUAG